AUGAAUAUGAUCUCAUCGAUAAUGAGUGUUUGCGUUGAAAAUAAAAGUGAUCGUGCUGCACAUGCCGGAAUAUACAAUCGUGAUGGGCGUGGUGGCAUAUUUGGGAAUCCUGGUUUUGGUAAACGCAUCGCUACAUGUGGUAAAGAAUGCUGCGAUGCAGGAAAUAAAGAUUGUUAUGAAGGAUCAUUGGAGACUUCGUUUUUUUGGGUUGAUUGCGAUACAGACAACAGACCAACGAAAGGUUAUGGUCAACUGAUUGUUUGUUGUUCAAAUUGUUUGAUUACAUUCUGUGGGCGUGAUACUAUAACUUGUACAACAGAAGCCAAACCUGAUGUUCUUAUUGCUACUUAUGCAUGUAGACUGUAA
This is a messenger RNA of Didymodactylos carnosus, 366 nucleotides long. NCBI's taxonomy places the organism in Eukaryota, Metazoa, Rotifera, Eurotatoria, Philodinida, Philodinidae. The record is from the annotation of a GenBank genome assembly.